This is a messenger RNA of Magallana angulata, 584 nucleotides long. Its product is annotated as fibroblast growth factor receptor-like 1. NCBI's taxonomy places the organism in Eukaryota, Metazoa, Mollusca, Bivalvia, Ostreida, Ostreidae. The record is from RefSeq and is a predicted model, not a curated record. The transcript has 3 exons. The coding region runs from base 117 to 560 and encodes 147 amino acids.
UAAAGCUUCAGAUGAGAAUCAUUAGUGAAAAAGUUGUGCAUCGGUAGUCAACCAUAUAAGUUCAAUUUUUGGCGCAAGAAUAAUACAUCUGCUCAUUGGACUUUUGUAGUUGAAAAAUGUUGGUCUUGAUAAUCAUGAUUUCGGCCCUUCUGUCAAUAGAAUCCUGCAGGGCACUAGUAAUGACCAAGGUGGACAAACCGGAGAUUAAAAUAAUUCCCGAUACAAUGGUCACCGAGGGCGACACUGGGACCCUGCAGUGUCACGUGACCAGCAAGACUCGACCAGUCAUACAGUGGUUUAAGAAGAUGGAUGAUGCAUUGUUAACCCCCCCUACUGCAUUUGACUUGAACGGUCAACUCUUUACCGUCCUGAAAUCCGGACAAAUGGAGGAAGGCCCAGGGAACGUGUACUCGAGUCCUCUUGUCUUAGAGUCUGUAACAGAGGCAGACGAGGGGCUGUAUGCCUGUUUGGCUUCCAACAGGUUUGGAUUCAGUCAGCAGUUCACCAACUUGUACAUCACAUCUGUACUGUCCACAACGCCAACGUCCAAACUUGUGUAAUUUGUUGAAAUAUUAAAUAAAAUU